Octopus sinensis (East Asian common octopus) is the source of this 649-nucleotide messenger RNA. Its product is annotated as interleukin 17-like protein. Bases 1 to 576 code for a protein of 191 amino acids. Gene Ontology annotation, cellular component: extracellular region. The record is from RefSeq and is a predicted model, not a curated record. The transcript has 2 exons. NCBI's taxonomy places the organism in Eukaryota, Metazoa, Mollusca, Cephalopoda, Octopoda, Octopodidae. Gene Ontology annotation, molecular function: cytokine activity.
AUGGAACUGACCGAAAUUACGCAUGCAUUCGCGAAUUGGAGGGAUCUCCCUCAAGUUGUAAUCUUUCUCUUCUUGAACUUCAUCUUGAUUGUAUCUUCGGCAUCAAUUCCAACCCAGUGUAAAGUACCAACAGACUUAAAAGUCCGCUACGACAGCUUGUCCAAAGCAGACGUUGACAAUCGAUUUUUUCUGCCAGCUGAAAUGGCCCCAGCCGAAAGUAACCGGACAACACUGACCGAUGGUGAUAAAAAGUGCCCAGCAUCGCCUGCAUCUAUUGGUAAAAUCCGCGAACGUUCCACUUGUCCUUGGUACCUGAACAUUAUUAAUGAUUCAACAGUUUUCCCUCCAUCACGCAGUGAAGCGGUAUGUCGCUGUAGAAACUGUUUAGAAUCUAACAGCACCAAGCAGCAAUGUUCGACUGUAUACACUAAAAUGACUGUCCUGAAACGUACAGGUGAAUGUGUUGAUGGACUGUAUGUUUAUGAGCCACAUGUGAUUGAUGUAGCCACAGCCUGUGUGUGUGCACGGAAGGUCGAUGGCAUUGUAGGUAAAAAUGGUGAAGACUAUGAGUCCUAAAAAUCGACCAACUGCUAAAUUGUUCAAUGCGUGUUACGCAAAAGUUAUUCAUAGUAUCAUGGAACAACAAGUU